Messenger RNA from Dermacentor silvarum, 2399 nucleotides. RefSeq names its product POC1 centriolar protein homolog A. Gene Ontology annotation, molecular function: protein binding. The coding region runs from base 434 to 1717 and encodes 427 amino acids. The record is from RefSeq and is a predicted model, not a curated record. Gene Ontology annotation, cellular component: centriole; ciliary basal body. NCBI's taxonomy places the organism in Eukaryota, Metazoa, Arthropoda, Arachnida, Ixodida, Ixodidae. Gene Ontology annotation, biological process: cilium assembly. The transcript is spliced from 13 exons.
UAUGGAUCGUUACUUUUAGUUCAAUUGUUAUUUUGGUAUGUCGGUACUCUUUGGUACUCUUUCAAAAGCCGCCGCAAGUCGAAACAAGUCAGCCUCAGGGGCUUUUAUUUUUGUUGUUUUACUUUUUUUUUUCAAGGCGCGCGCGCGCUAAAUUUGUUGCCGGCACAUUUGUAAUUGUAAUUUAAUUCGCACGUACACGGAGCGAAUCUGCGCUCAGUGGUGUUUUAGGCAAAACAGAUAGGCAAGAACCCUUGCGCGUGAGCGCCUGCAAGCCUGCCACUCAGUGCAGGGUGAAAAAACAACAAAGGAACAAUUUUUAAACUGAGGAAGUAACGGUGGUGUUUGCGUGCGGUUCUUCAUACGUACACCACACUUGAAGUGCUUGAAGAAACUCAUCUUAUAUCCCGUGACUUCGCUAACAAGCUUGGGUGUCAUGGAGCCAGCGCUUAAGCGAGAGCUCAAGGGCCUCAAGGGACGCAUCACCGGCAUCCACUUUAGUCCGGAUGACAAACAAAUGGCGGCCAGUUCAGCCGACCACUCGGUCAUGAUGUGGCACCUCAGCGAAGACAAGCGGGCACUUCGGUUCGCUGGUCACACGGGUGAAGUGUAUGGCGUCCGAUUUGCUCCCUCGGGUAACCUCCUGGCAUCUGCGUCCAGAGACUGCACUGUGCGCUUCUGGUUCAUUAACAGGAAGGACGAAAGCCAAGUCUUGCGGGCACACACUGCGGCCGUGCGGUCUCUGGACUUCGCUCCCAAUAGUCUUUCGCUUGCCACGGCCUCGGAUGAUAUGACCGUCAAGGUGUGGUCAGUACAGCGUCAGAUCCUGCAGCAGACCAUCACAGUGCACAGCAACUGGGUCCAUUCAGUGAGGUACUCCCCAGAUGGCCGUCUUCUGGCGACAUGCAGUGACGACAAGACCCUGUGUAUCUGGGACACAUCGUCCAAAACAUGCGUGCACUGUUUUGCAGCCGGCAAGAAGCAGCUGCAAUGUGCCGAGUUCCAUCCAGAUGGCGUGACAGUGGCCGUGGCUGGCAGGGACAGCGCUGUUCGUGUCUACGACGUGCGCAACAGGGGCCUCCUGCAGGAGUACAACGCUCACGAGGGCAUCGUGAACUCCAUGCACUUCCACCCGUCGGGUGACUGCCUGGUGACCGGUGCAAGUGACUCACUCACAAGGGUGUUCGACGUGCUCAAGGGCAGGCUGCUUUACACGCUAGUCACACACAUGAAACCAGUGCACGCCGUUUGCUUCUCACACGAUGGAAACCACUUUGCCACAGGAGGCGACGAUCGCCAGGUGUUCCUGUGGACAAGCUACAACGCUGAUUCGGCUGGGGCGGAGCAGUCCGGCAGUGGUGAUGCUGGCACACGGAACAGCGAUAAUGGGGAGCCAGCGGUCGGGAGCACAACGGCAGCUGCCAAGCCGGUGGCUGUAGUGCGCUCUGUGGCGCAGGUCUCCACUCUGAACCAGGGUUCUAGUGACCAGAGACUGGAAGUGAACCCUUCUGCCAAUGGGUCCAGCUUCGAAGCCAGGCUUGAGCAAGUGGUCACUCAACUGACUGCCAAAAUGGAGCUACUCAGCCAGGCCGUGUCUACUCUAAACUCAAAAGUGCUGGCACUCGAGUCAGUUGUGGCGGAGCAACGCACAGCAGUGCAGCAGCCGGAUCAGCCGAAGCCAAGUCAGCCGGAGCACAAUGGUGCCACCUGUGCUGAUUGACAUCCCCCUACCUUUCGUCAUCCUCGUUUGGGUGGGAUGUCACAGUGGACUUACUUGCCUCACCAGUGACUUGUGUGUAUCUUAAAAACCCGCAUAUAAUAUAAUAUUGACCACAUAUAAUACAAAGUGAAAUUUGGGGAUAGCAAAAAAGAAAAAAAAACAAAAAUUUUCAUCCGCAUAUAUUACGAGUGAGGCAAACUCAGCGAAAAGAUUUAUUUACAUUAUACUUCGCACUUCAAUCAUCAUUGUCCUCUGUUCCUCUUCCGCGAACUCUUUUCAGACAUACUCAUUUUCUGUGCCGUCGAGCGCGUUUCAAAUGCCGCACUUGUUAAAAGCACAACAUAGAAGGUCCUCCGGGAUGUUCGCCCAUGCCAAAUACACGGUGGCGCCUAGGUUGCAGUUCCUGUAUGCUAGAGAACGAUCAGAAUUAUGGUAGCCAUGCAGCAAUCUCGAAAGCAAUGCCUUGAGCCCGAUGUUUGGCUGAAAUUUUGGUUUGGAUCUGCAUAGUAUGUGGUGGAAACUUGAGACAUCAUUAAGUAGAAAAAAUCCUCGUAUUAAUGCGGGUUUUUACGGUACUUUAGUUUUUAGCAGAUGACUGCAUAUCUCGCAGUUGGACACUGUGCGGUGUGUGGGGUGUCAGAAGCUAUCGAGUGAAAUUAAUAAAUUCUUUUACUUUUUUAAA